This is a messenger RNA of Eutrema salsugineum, 1212 nucleotides long. Its product is annotated as annexin D4. Bases 49 to 996 code for a protein of 315 amino acids. Gene Ontology annotation, molecular function: calcium-dependent phospholipid binding; calcium ion binding. The record is from RefSeq and is a predicted model, not a curated record. Gene Ontology annotation, cellular component: cytoplasm. Lineage: Eukaryota; Viridiplantae; Streptophyta; Magnoliopsida; Brassicales; Brassicaceae. The transcript is spliced from 6 exons.
AACCAAAGUAAAGCAGAAAAAAAGAAGAAGCUAAAACAGCAAAGAAAAAUGGCUCAAACUAUGGAUUUGGAAGCUAUCACUGAAGCAAUCUCAGGAAUGGGAGUUGAUGAGAAAGCAUUGAUAAGUACACUGGGGAAUUCGCACAAAGAUCAUCGGAGAUUGUUUAGAAAAGCAAGCAAAAGUUACUUUGUGGAAGAUGAGGAAAGAGCUUUUGAGAAAUGCCAUGAUCAGUUCGUCAAACAUCUCAAGCUUGAGUUCUCUCGCUUCAAUAACGCGGUGGUUAUGUGGUCGAUGCAUCCAUGGGAGAGAGACGCAAGACUGGUGAAGAAAGCACUGAAGAAAGGAGAUGAAUCUUACAACCUCAUCGUGGAGGUCUCAUGCACGCGCUCUUCUGAGGAUCUCCUUGGAGCACGCAAAGCUUAUCACUCACUCUUCGACCAAUCCAUGGAAGAAGACAUUGCCUCUCACAUCCACGGCUCUCAUCGCAAGCUGCUUGUGGGGCUCGUGAGUGCUUACAGAUACGAAGGGACCAAGGUCAAGGAAGAUUCCGCAAAAUCUGAUGCUAAGAUUCUGGCCGAGGCACUGGCUUCUUCCGGUGAGGAAGCCAUGGAGAAGGAUGAGGUUAUUAGGAUUCUGAGCACAAGAAGCAAACUUCAUCUCCAACAUCUUCACAAACACUUUAAUCAAAUCAAAGGCUCUGAUCUUCUUGGGGGUGUAUCUGAGUCUUCGCUCCUCAAUGACGCAUUGCUCUGUUUGCUCAAACCCUCAGUGUAUUUCAGCAAGGUUUUGAAUGCGUCAUUGAACAAAGACGCGGACAAGGGUACCAAGAAAUGGUUGACAAGAGUUUUAGUUACGAGAGCGGAUCAUGGUGAGAUGAAGGAGAUCGCAGAAGAGUAUAAUCAGCUCUAUGGUGAGACUUUGGCACAAACAAUCCAAGAGAAGAUUAAAGGGAACUACAGAGAUUUCUUGCUCACGCUACUAUCCAAAUCGAAUUGAUUUCGGUUGAUAAAAGUAUUCCGAAUAUUUCGUUAUCGAACGAUUUGAUUUCCUUUUGGUUUUAUCUUUCUACACCAAGAUUUGCAAUUCUCUUUACCAUUUUGUUCCAUCUUGUAAUAAAGACUUAUGUCGUUGGUGACAUGAUUCAAGAAGACAAGAGACUGUCAUGUUAAACUCAAUUUUGGUGCCUUAUUCACAAUUCCAGUAUACGAAAAA